CAGUGUCUUUACGUGUCUGCCUUUCUCAACUAACUGCUAAUUUGUCAUUUUGGAUUUCUUUUUUGAAACAAUUUUGGUUUCUAAACGUGGUUAACUUAAAACAAUGAAUUUGAUUUUUUUAUUUUUUUAAAUUUGGACGCCCAUGAACAAGAAAGCAAAUUAGGCAAUGGAGUUUUUCCUAUAUAAACCCCCCUCUGCCUCUCUUGUUCCUCCCCCUCUUCCUCUUCUUUACCCUCUAUUGUUCAUCUUUGCCUUCUCUAAAUCGCUAAACUCUCUCUGUUUUGCUCCUUCCCUUUCUUAAGUUCCACAAAUCAUCACCUGGUUUGUUGAUAAAAAAUGGAGUAUGAGGAUCGCUACCUCCAGGCACAAAAGCCUAAAUAUGAUUGCCUUUUGUUUGAUCUUGAUGAUACCCUUUAUCCCCUUAGUUGUGGUCUUGCGGCAGCAUGUGGCCAGAAUAUUAAAGAUUAUAUGGUGGAACACCUUGGGAUAGAGAAGAGCAAGAUCACUGAAUUGGGUAACCUGCUGUACAAGAAUUAUGGCACAACAAUGGCUGGCCUCAGGGCAAUUGGUUAUGACUUCGACUAUGAUGAGUACCACAGUUAUGUUCAUGGGAGACUACCCUAUGAGAACUUGAAACCAGACCCUGUCCUGAGGAAUCUUCUGCAGAGCCUGCCAAUUCGAAAAGUUAUCUUUACGAAUGCAGACAAAGUGCAUGCCCUCAGAGUUCUUGCCAAGCUUGGGCUGGAAGAUUGUUUUGAAGGGAUUAUUUGUUUUGAGACUCUAAACCCUACCCACAAGAACACCAUUUCUGAUGAUGAAGAUGACAUUGAGUUUGUGGGAUCAGCUGUUACUGCAGCUGCCAAAACUACUAGUAAUCGUACUGAAAUUUUUGACAUUAUUGACCAUUUUUCUCGACCAAACCCAGGCGCAGAGUUACCAAAGACGCCUAUUGUCUGCAAACCAUCAGUAACUGCCAUAGAAAGGGCUCUGGAGAUUGCUAACAUUAAUCCUCAGAGAACUUUGUUCUUUGAGGAUAGUGUCCGCAACAUUCAGGCUGGAAAACGUGUGGAUCUUCACACUGUGCUGGUUGGUACAUCUCAGAGAGAGAAAGGUGCAGAUUAUGCAUUAGAAAGCAUCCACAACCUGAGGCAAGCAGUGCCAGAGAUUUGGGAGGCUGAAAUUAAGACAGAAGGGUACCCUGGAAAGCUUGCAAGGGAGACACCUGUCACUGCCUAAGAUAUUUGCUUUCUUGUCAUUAGCUCAAAGGAAGAAAGUGAAUCAAUGAUAAGAGGAUCUUAGGAUAUCUAUGAUCAUAAGGUCUACCCACCUCUGCCCGCUCGGAUUGACUCGGCACAUAAUUCUACACCAAAAUCCUGAAUUCAACGCAUAAACCCUUUCUCAGAAUAAUAAUGGAAAAAAAAAAAAUCUAAUCAAUGCACAUUUCCCUAUUUUAUGUUCCAAUGAUGUAAAUGAUUUACUCUAAUUAUUGAUAAUAUUAUCAGAAAAAUAAUUUAAAUAAA
Hevea brasiliensis (rubber tree) is the source of this 1520-nucleotide messenger RNA. RefSeq names its product suppressor of disruption of TFIIS. The record is from RefSeq and is a predicted model, not a curated record. The transcript has 9 exons. Lineage: Eukaryota; Viridiplantae; Streptophyta; Magnoliopsida; Malpighiales; Euphorbiaceae. Bases 337 to 1236 code for a protein of 299 amino acids.